Saccostrea cuccullata (small rock oyster) is the source of this 2460-nucleotide messenger RNA. Its product is annotated as KICSTOR complex protein SZT2-like. The transcript has 16 exons. The record is from RefSeq and is a predicted model, not a curated record. Gene Ontology annotation, cellular component: peroxisome. Lineage: Eukaryota; Metazoa; Mollusca; Bivalvia; Ostreida; Ostreidae. The annotation marks the transcript as partial.
AAACACGAUGUUUGUGGAUGAUACAGCUGCAUCUUGCAGAAGAUUUCUGCCAUAAAUAAUGAAUAAUGAUGCAGAAUGGAAACAAUGCAUUGAAGAAAGAACUUUGAUGACUUGAUUUUUUUUCUUGAACAUGGGAGACUCAGAAAGUGAUAGUGAAAAUGGAUCUGAAGAAAGAGUGUUGCCAGCUAAAGACGUGUACCUGUUAAUGAAGAAAGAUUACAGAAUAUCAAGGAACAUAAGAGCAUCAUGGUUUUUUCAUCACAUCAACUCAGUAUUAGAAUUUUCUCCAGAAUCAUGUGUGGAGGAGACCAACAAAGAGCUGACCGUUGUGGGGGUGGUGAUGGAGGAGGAGGCAGUGGUCCGUUUUGGGACUGACGAUUCCCCCAAUGCCUCCCCACCACCUCUGACUGACCGGGCCUUUAUCAGUUUCCGCCUGGUGCCCUCCACUGUCGUCCAUUUCAUCGCCAAGAGAUACAGACUUGUUUUUGUGUUAGACUUCAGCCCCUCAGCUCUCUCUGUGGACUUGAAAACUGGAGAAGUGUUUGCAGACAAGAUUUUUGACAGCUUGAAGAAAUGUUUGCUUGGAUUGGUGAAACCAUUUCCACUUCCUGGGACAAACUUACUGUUUGAGUCAGAGCUGUUCAUCACUGUCAUUGCCCACACCCCUAUGGUGGUCUGUACCACAAACCAGGUUUUAGUUCAGGGCAUUAGAGUGACUGCUGCCAAUGUUGCUGUGGUGUUAGAUGCAGUGAGAACCAGUUUACAGGUGUUUGAGCAGAGUUUGUACAACGACAUCAACCUGCCUUCUCCAGACAUGACAAAUCUUGGAGACAGUUUAUCAAGGAUGGAGCAUUCAAACCCAGAUCAGAAACCUCGCACCAGGAACAAGUCGGCUGAGUUGGCCAUUAAUCCCGAGGCUGGCAUCAUUAACUUACUCAGACAGGGGUUCUUUGCUCUGCAGUUACUGCCGGAGAACUCUAGUGCAGGAAUAGUUGUUGUGACAGAUGGAAUGUUGGGAGUGACAGAUUUAAAUCUAUUUGAUACUUUGCUGGCCCAGCUGAGGAGUAGCACCAUUGCGUGCUCAUUUCUCAGGAUCGGCCAAACUCAGUGCGCUCGCUGCUCCUUUGGGCUGGUGCCUCAUGUAGAACUGUUACAGUUCAUCUCAUCCACCACAUUCGGAACAUAUAUAGGAGACCCACCUGAUGAGAAAGAAGACUACCACAGAAAGCUGCUGAUCUGGAGUUUCCAGAAAUCUAUCAGGGAACCUCUACAUGUUCUACCUGGCUACAACAAUAGUGCCUGUUCCUACAUCAAUGUGUAUGCACAUCCCCUCAAAGAUUACCCCGACCUAAUUCCUAUUGAGAGGAAGAGGCAGAUGGAUGUAAAACUGAACACCUCUCUCUCCAGUGUCCUGUCAAUCAGGCUUAGAGAGGGCUUCACUCUGAGGAAUAUCAUCUUCUUAAGAGGAGAAACUCAGAUUAAGGUGGAGCUGGCCUUGCUAUGGAGAGACUAUGUCAAGAUAGAGUAUUGUGCCACUGCUGCCUGGCCACAGGAUAAAUCAAGACAACACCAGACCCAUGUUGAAAUGUUUGUGGAAGGGAGCUAUGAAUUCCUACAUGAUGCUUUCUCCAAUGAAUGUACUCUGACAAUGUCCAGGUGGAGUCCCAUCCGACUCAAUAGAAGAAAGAAAUUCCUAUUAGCACUUACUAAACUUCGCCAGAGUGAUGUGUUACUGAGCCACCUUCAGGGCUUUGCUUCCAAUCCUGUAAAUUACAAGUUACCGGACAGUAUAAAGAAUGGCCUCUCUGUGUUCUACAUACCCCUCCAGUCUAGUGCCCCAACCCUCAACUCUCAACACAACACAAAGGAUGCUGUUUUAAAUCAGUUUGUCACAUUCUGGAAACCAGUGGUUCAUUUAGACACAAAAAUUUGGCAGAAGUGGAUGCACAGUCACCGGAUAGGUAUGGUGCUGGAACAUGACCGCCCCUUGUCUAAGUACCUACACAUCCCCGACUCCUGUGGGAGGUUCUACUUUGUCUUCUGUCGACAAGCUCAGCUGGCCCUACAAACCCUCCUCCAGAGCUGGAGUACAUUUGUACUGGUGGAAAACACUGCUUAUGUCAAGUAUUUGUAUGAGGGAGAGUCUCAAAGUUCUAAAGAGCAUCCCACCCAUUUCCUGCUUUUGAGAUUGUCCACUUCCAAAGCUCCCUGCAUGACAAUCAAAGCGGCUUUCCUGGGAGGAGCCUCAGGUUCCAUGAGAUACAAAGUGCUGAAGGAACUCAAAACAAAAGUAUUUGCCCUGAAGUUUAAACAAGGAGGUUCCCAGAUAGAGAAGAGCAAGAAAUCUCCAAAACAGGAGAAAGAGACAAUGGUUAAGAGGAAGCCACCCCUAAGCAGGGAUUGGUCAGAGACACCAUGCUGCAUCAUGUUGACCAAACCCAUGGAAAAUAUUCUUAUCAG